This is a messenger RNA of Trichophyton rubrum CBS 118892, 1044 nucleotides long. Its product is annotated as GTP cyclohydrolase I. The record is from RefSeq and is a predicted model, not a curated record. The transcript is spliced from 3 exons. Bases 1 to 1044 code for a protein of 347 amino acids. Gene Ontology annotation, biological process: tetrahydrofolate biosynthetic process; tetrahydrobiopterin biosynthetic process. NCBI's taxonomy places the organism in Eukaryota, Fungi, Ascomycota, Eurotiomycetes, Onygenales, Arthrodermataceae. Gene Ontology annotation, cellular component: cytoplasm. Gene Ontology annotation, molecular function: GTP binding; zinc ion binding; GTP cyclohydrolase I activity.
AUGGCUCCGGGCGACUCACAGACGCUGCAUCCUAAGCCGAAGUCUGCGGUGCCGUCGUACCUGCUGAACGGGACUUCUUCGGUGCGCAUGCCGAGCAGCAGUCGGGAGCGAGAGAGCCUGAACCACUCGAUCAAGUCGUCGUUUGAACGGAAACACGCCCUGGGCCCGGAUGAGCUCAGAGACGCGGCUACUAUAGGGGAUACGUCGAAUACAAACGCCCCGGCCCCCAGCACUGACGAGGACAAGGUCAAUGGCGAGGAGACGAAGCCCAACGGGCUGAAGAUGGUGACCGAUGUGGCCUCGCAACCGCAGCAGAAACGCAGCGUGAGCAACCAUUCUAGAGACCAGAUAUCGCCUCCGUCGACCGCUGUCAGUCGCCCUGCCAGUCCAUAUACGUUGAAUCCACCAAUAGACUUUGACGGACUUAGCUGGCCUAGUCUGGGAACAAGAGAGCGGUUGGAGUCGACGCCUGAACAAACCGAGCAGCGGAUUCAGAAGCUCGCGGGUGCCGUGAGGACUAUCCUUGAGUGCAUUGGAGAAGAUCCGGAGCGGGAAGGCUUGCUCGAGACGCCAGAGCGAUAUGCCAAAGCUCUAAUGUUUUUCACCAAGGGGUACGAAGAAAAUGUACGAGAUCUGGUCAAUGGUGCAGUAUUCCAUGAGGAUCACGAUGAGCUUGUGAUUGUCAAGGACAUCGAGGUGUUCUCCUUGUGCGAGCACCAUAUGGUUCCUUUCUCUGGAAAAAUGCACAUUGGCUACAUUCCAGACCGCCGAGUUCUCGGUCUUUCGAAACUGGCUCGUCUUGCGGAAAUGUUCUCUCGUCGGCUUCAGGUUCAAGAACGACUAACAAAGCAAGUCGCUCUCGCCAUUGUUGAAGUCCUCAAGCCUCAAGGCGUUGCCGUAGUCAUGGAAUCAAGCCAUCUCUGCAUGGUCAUGCGUGGUGUCCAAAAGACGGGCAGUACUACCACCACCAGCUGUAUGCUUGGUUGCAUGAGGUCAAGCGCAAAGACCAAGGAAGAGUUCCUCAGCCUGUUGAACAGGAGAUAA